AUGAAAAGUAAAAGAGCACGCGAAGCCGCCACGGCAGCCGAAGAUUUCCUGCCCGUAGACGAUGCGCCGGUCGAGAAGAAGCGCAAGAGAAGCGAUGACGAACCUGCCGAUGACGUGAAGCAGAAGAAGGCCAAGAAGGAUAAAAAGGAUAAGAAGGACAAGAAGAAGGAUAAGAAGGAGAGUAGAAGGGAAAAGAAGGAUAAGCGAAAGGAUUUGCAGGAUUUACCAGAGGAGGAUGGUGGGGACGAGGCAAUGCCGCAAGCUGUUGUGAGCGAGAAGGAGGAGCCUACGGAGCCUAAGAAGGAAAAGAAGAGUAAGGAGAAUAAGAAGGAACAAACGAAUGGCGACGAACCCAAAAAAGAGAAGAAGGAAAAGAAGGAGAAGAAGAACAAGGCUGAAGCGCCUGCCAACGAAGCUGAUGCCGAAAAUGCCAACGCCGAAGGCAAAGCAUCCCGCUACAUUGUCUUCGUGGGCAAUUUACCAUUCACAGCGACGGCCGAGAGCAUAAAAGCGCACUUUGCGAGCCUGAAGCCCAUCUCGGUGCGGUGCAUGAAGAACAAGGAUGACGAUAAGCCCUGUCGGGGGAUUGCGUUUGUGGAAUUCGGCAACGUGUGGACCAUGAGGACGUGUUUGGAUAAAUUCCAUCAUACGGAGUUUGAAGGACGCAAGAUAAACGUUGAGCUGACGGCCGGCGGAGGAGGCAAGACAAAGUUUAGGAAGGAUAAGAUUCGGGAGAAGAAUAAGAAGUUGGAUGAGAAUAGGACGAAGAGGAUUGAGAAGGAGAGGGUUGCGAAGUCGGAGGGUGCUGGUGCGAGGGAGGACGCGUCUGGGAUUCAUCCGAGUCGGUUGGCUAGGGUUCAGGGAGGGGGAUACUAA
Pochonia chlamydosporia 170 is the source of this 876-nucleotide messenger RNA. RefSeq names its product RNA recognition motif domain-containing protein. Gene Ontology annotation, molecular function: RNA binding. Bases 1 to 876 code for a protein of 291 amino acids. The record is from RefSeq and is a predicted model, not a curated record. The transcript has 2 exons. Lineage: Eukaryota; Fungi; Ascomycota; Sordariomycetes; Hypocreales; Clavicipitaceae.